GUAUAUUUUCUUGCUUGCAGUGCUCACUCCACAGACUUUGAUAGAGUGAGCGUAAACAAGAGAGUGAGAGAGAGCAUACGGCUGGCAGAUCAUUAAACACAAAUGAAGAAACAAAUACUGGAAUAACCAAGAGAACUAGAGAAAGGGCGAGUUUCUAAGAGAAAAAUAUUCGCUAUGCUCUGAGAUGAAGCUUGCGAAUAUGUGGUGGAAAGCGCACUGAGUGAUACAUCGUGUAUUUACUGUUUGCAGGAUUUGCCAAGGAUCAACUAGUGGGCAGUUCAAAGGUCAUCUGGCAACACAUUAUUGUCUUAUUGGAAAAAUAGUUUCUAUUGUGCAAAAAGAGCAUUUAAUAUGUCUUUGCUAGCAACUGAGUUUUACACUUGUAUGUUUAUCACUCUCAGAUGCGCCGCAUUUCGCUCGACGCAUCACUCACUCAAGUCAACCCUUUUCCCUAACGACGUCGCUCAUCUGCGCCAAUUGCUUGCCAUUCUCACAUUCUGCAAGCUUUGUCCAUCGUAGAUGCGGAUGUGGGGGGCUCCGCGCAUGUAAGUGAGCAUCAGCUGAGGAACGACCAACUGCUAUGCGCACUAACACGAGUGUAACUCCAUACAUAUUACAUGCAUACAUAUGUACAUUCUCACCGUCGUUGUUGAGUUGCGUUGUGAACUGGCCGAGUGCUGCAUACAUUCAGUAUUAUUCUAUUCGUCUGCGAUAAAAGUUGCGAGUAAAUGUUGAGUCUGUGUCUCGAUAGAUUUUUUCAAAUUUCGUGGGCUACUGGUGGAUGUUGAAGUUUUUUAACUCGCUUUUUGCUGUCGUUGUGUCGCUGUUUAUAUGUCGACUCGUUACAUUAUUUGGUCGGUUCAAACAUCUUUCAUUCUGGAAAGGAGUCGAAAACCAUUGCUGUGAUACCGGAAUUCGAAAAGAAAAAAAAAAAUGAGAAACUAAAAAUUAUGAUUUAAAAAAAGUGUGCGGUUGUAGUAGAAGCAUUUUUUACGAACUACAUACAUGGUUUCGCCGGCGGAAAAAUUGAAUGACAAAGCGAUUUAAAAACCAGAGUUUAGCGUAGGUAUGCGCGUGUUUGAGAAAUAAUCAAAACAAAAGAUUUGAGAUCAUUUUGAAAAAGUAUAAAGUAUCGUGAUAAGUAUGUACGAGCACUGAUCAAACCGAAGUUGCCACCCCACAGCACUGCUAUCUAAAAACAAGCAAGUUGGCAAUAGUGUAGCGAAUUGGCAACACCGACGCACAAUUUUUGUUCGCUGUUUGUGGAAUAUUUAUGGAUAACUGUAGAAACCCACAACGACAAAAACGCGAAGAGAUUUCGUCGCAUUUACAAAUAAACCAAUUGUUGUGAACUGUGUGCGACAAAACGAAACGUAAAGUAGCAACAAAGUGAUUCUAACAAAUCCAACAACAGCAAAACAAUUGUUGCUUACUACAAAAGUGAAAAGAAAAAAUAUUCGAAAAGCAAAGUCAUUGCAGCAAAUAGCGCGCAACUAAAAUCACACCAAAACAAGCACGUGCGCUACGACAAUAACAACAAUAUCGCAGAAAAAGAUUCCUCCUCAUAGGUGUCGCGCUGAUCGGCCCCGGCCUAAGGGGCCAUGACGCGUUGGCCCUUUCAUUAUUUAUUAUUGCUCUCGGUGGCAGUAUUCUGUGUACCGGGUGUCAUAGCGUUGCGCGACGAACGCAAUAGGACCAUACUCAAUGUUGGCUAUCUAACAGCCAUUACCGGUGAACUAAUGGACAAGCAGGGUCUGGCCAUUUCAGGUGCACUCACAAUGGCUUUAGAUGAGAUCAACAAAGAUACCAACUUGCUGCCAAAUGUUAAAUUGCAGUUGCGCUGGAAUGACACAAAAGGUGACACGGUGACUGCUACCAAAGCCAUAACCGAAAUGAUAUGCGAUGGCAUUGUGACGAUAUUCGGUCCAGAGGGUCAUUGCUAUGUGGAGGCUAUAGUAUCGCAAAGUCGUAACAUUCCAAUGAUAUCAUAUAAAUGUGCUGAAUACAGAGCAUCUGCGAUACCGACAUUUGCACGCACCGAACCGCCAGAUACGCAGGUGAUUAAGUCGGUGAUUUCGUUAUUGCGUUACUAUGGCUGGAAAAAGUUCUCCAUUUUGCAUGAUGAGCUGUGGACCACUGUCGCUGAUUUGCUCAAAGAACAGGCCACCAAGAGGAAUAUGACAAUAAAUCACAAGGAAGCGUUUCUAACAAAUAUGCCAAAAUGCUGCGCCCUAGGGUUGCCAUGCUGUCGCACGAGUUUUUGGUAUCAGACUGUACAAAAUACAAUGAAUCGCACACGCAUCUAUGUCUUCUUGGGUUCGGCGAGCUCUCUGGUCGACUUUAUGCUCUCCAUGGAAACGAGCAACUUGUUCCUCAAAGGUGAAUACAUGGUCAUCUUUGUCGAUAUGAUGCCCUAUACACCAAAAGAAGCCGAAAAGUAUUUACGAAAACCGGAGCAUGUUGAGGCGAUGAAAGUUUGUCACGAAUCGGAGAGUUUCAAGCAAUUGGCGCGCAGUUUGCUAGUCGUGGCGUCGACGCCACCAACGGACAGUUACGAAAAUUUCACGGCCAGAGUGCGCGAAUACAAUGCAAAGAAGCCGUUCGACUUUCUUGUGCCAUCGUUAUUUUACAAUAAUAAAUAUCUUAAGUUUGUUUCUAUAUAUGCCGCUUACCUCUAUGAUUCCGUUAAGCUCUAUGCCUGGGCGUUGGAUAAAUUGCUGCGCCAGGAGGAGCGCAUACUGACGGAUGAUGUGAUAUACGAUGUAGCUAGUAAUGGAACUAGAAUAAUUGAGACUAUUAUCAAAAAUCGUACUUAUAGAAGUAUCACUGGUGCAACCAUAAAAAUAGACCAGAACGGUGAUUCCGAAGGAAAUUUCUCAGUACUGGCCUAUAAGCCACACAAACACUACUUUAGUGAUAAUGUAUCCUGCAAUUCUCAUAUGGUACCGGUGGCCUAUUUCCAACAAGGAGAAGAUAUUCCAGAAUACAAACUCAUCAAUGGCUCUGUACGCGUUGACUGGCCAUCGGGAGGUGAUCGUCCUUUCGAUGAACCCAUGUGCGGCUUUGCCAAUGAGCUGUGCAAAAAAGACGAUCGACAUAUCACAUCUGUGGUGGCUGCUGGUGUACUUGGCUUACUGUUAUUCUGUGCAGGUGUCAUCACGAUGAGUAUUUAUCGAAAGUGGAAAAUCGAGCUGGAAAUCGAGGGUCUACUAUGGAAGAUUGAUAUAGGAGAGAUAAAGGGGUACUCGGGGAAUGAUAUCGUCUCAUCGCCAAGUAAGUUGAGCUUAGUGAGUGCCCAAUCGUUUGGAUCGCGUUGCUCAAAUCAAGUAUUCACCUCAACGGCACGCUUACGCGGCGCUGUCGUGCGCAUCAAGGAGUUGAAGUUUCCGCGGAAGCGGGACAUCUCACGCGAAAUAAUGAAAGAAAUGCGUUUGUUGCGCGAACUACGCCAUGAUAACAUAAAUAGCUUUAUUGGGGCUUGUGUGGAGCCGACACGUAUACUACUAGUCACCGAUUACUGUGCCAAGGGCAGUCUCUACGACAUAAUCGAGAAUGAGGACAUCAAGCUGGAUGAUCUGUUCAUUGCCUCACUGAUUCACGACUUAAUAAAGGGCAUGAUAUACAUACACGAUUCGCAGCUGAUGUUCCAUGGAAAUUUAAAAUCAUCGAACUGUGUGGUUACCUCGCGUUGGAUGUUGCAAGUGGCCGACUUUGGAUUGCACGAGUUGAGAAAUUGUGCAGAAAGCGAGUCCAUAGGAGAGCACCAGCACUACCGAAAUCAAUUUUGGAAAGCACCCGAAUUGCUUCGCAAUCCACACAUCUAUGGCACCCAAAAAGGAGAUGUUUACGCAUUUGCGAUAAUUAUGUACGAAAUAGUGAGUCGAAAAGGUCCAUUCGGACAGGUCGCGUACGAGCCAAAGGAGAUUGUAGAUCGGGUAAAAGAACUGCCGUUAGCCGGCAGCAUACCGUUUCGGCCUGAAUUAGAAUGCAUAAGGGAACACGAGCUGUGUCCCGACUAUGUGUUGGAUUGUAUAAAAGAUUGUUGGAGUGAGGACCCUGAAAUAAGACCCGAUUUUCCAACUAUACGCAAUCGCUUGAAGAAAAUGCGUGGCGGUAAGACGAAAAAUAUUAUGGACCAAAUGAUGGAAAUGAUGGAAAAGUAUGCCAAUAAUUUGGAGGAUAUCGUUACCGAGCGCACUCGCAUGUUGUGCGAGGAGAAACGCAAAACAGAAGAUUUAUUACAUCGCAUGUUGCCGCGCACCGUGGCGGAAAAGCUGACAAUGGGUCAGGGUGUCGAGCCAGUGUCUUACGAUCUGGUUACUAUCUACUUCAGCGAUAUUGUGGGUUUUACUGCUAUGUCGGCAGAGAGUACACCACUGCAGGUGGUGAACUUCUUGAACGAUCUCUACACGGUAUUCGAUCGCAUCAUCCGCGGCUAUGAUGUGUACAAGGUGGAGACCAUUGGCGAUGCUUAUAUGGUGGUUUCCGGCUUACCAAUCAAGAACGGGGAUCGACAUGCUGGCGAAAUCGCUUCAAUGGCUCUGGAUCUGCUGCAUGCAGUCAAGCAACAUCGCAUAGCACACCGUCCCAACGAAACGCUCAAGUUGCGCAUCGGCAUUCACACUGGUCCCGUGGUUGCUGGUGUAGUGGGUCUGACUAUGCCGCGCUACUGCCUAUUCGGCGAUACAGUAAACACAGCGUCGCGCAUGGAGUCGAACGGAGAGGCGUUAAAGAUACACAUAUCAGGCAAAUGUAAAGAGGCACUUGACAAGCUCGACGGCUAUGUGACCGAGAAACGUGGACUUGUGGCGAUGAAGGGCAAAGGUGAGGUGGUCACAUACUGGCUGACAGGCGCUACAGAGAAGGCAAUACAGCGGAAGCUGGUGGAUAUGACUGAUAUGCCACCGCCACUGUUCUGCCGACCGCGCAAAAGUCCAAAGCUGAAUAGUGACUCACGUCAACCGAGCAUUGUAGGCAUGCACUACUAUGGCGGUGGCUCGCGUCGUACAUCAAUGGUGCCACGCACAGAUGUAGAGUCCAAUUACAGCCUACAAGGUUCCACAUAUCAUGUGGCACGCGACUCGCCACAUCUGUCGUCGCGUCGUUACGAUCGGCCGUCCCUGAAUGGUAUCGGUGGCAAUAGCAUACCCGAACGCAUGAGCUACUAUGGUGGUGCAGGGGGUGGUGGUGACAGAAGUGGGAGUGUCGGUGAGACUUACACGCUACUGGAGUCAACACGCGCAUCAAACAACACACUGGAGCAUUCCGAAAACGAAACGAACUGUGAUAAUGAGUGCGUGAAUGGGUAUGGUGAUGGAGAUAGUGGUGGAGGCAGUGGAAUAGUCAGUCGUGAAAGAAGUGGUAUUGAUGUGGUGAGCAUUAUUGGUAGUACACUGUUGGGAGGAACACACCGUGCACCACAUUCCGUUGCUAGCUCACCCAGCCACAAGCCACUUGCCUUGGUACGUCCACAUCGGCGCAUUAUCAGCGAAAAGCUGCCAUCUUCAGCCUCCAUACAAGAGUUUAGUGAUAUCAGUAGGCAUCCGACUGUCGCUCAAACGAUUUUAUUGCGUGAAACACGCUCCCUUGAUCCAAUGCCAAUGCAGCUGCGCAAGCGAAACGAGCCUGUCAAACUGCCACCGUCCAAACUUUGUAAGAACAAUUCACGUUCCUUGGAUGCAGUUGCAGCAAUCGGUGCAAAAGAGGACAAAGCAACUGAGUCUGAAAGCGCAAAUAUGAAUGGAGUCGAGUGCGACGAAGUAGAUGAGGUGGGACUAUUGGAUCACCAAGAUGCCACCGCGGACGUAGAUACAAAUAAUCUGGAGGGCGACGACUACGAUGACGAUGUUGGUCUGCUGAUGCGAGAUAACGGCGGUUUACGAUACGGGCAUAGUAGCAGCCUGCAACCGACUGUAGUGCCUGUCGCAUCCACCCUGCUAAACCGUAGACGCAGUGGUGGCCACGUUAUUACCGUUGGUGGAAGCGGUAUAGUUGGUGGUGCGUUGCUACCCUACAAGCACCUGAACAACAACUGCAAUGGUGGCAUGACCAUCGAAGAGGAUGCGCAAUCGCCACUGCUUCAACGUCAGGCAUCCCUCACUGGUCCACCCGACGAAAUACUGGCGCGCACGAAACGUUGGCGCUCCUUGGAGACGCUGGAACAUGCAAACAUUAAUAUAACAACGCUGACGAACGCCAACAGCGGGCGAGGUGUUAUUGGUGGCAUUCCGCAUCUCAGCAGCCACACCGGGCACAAUAGCGUCAGCUACGCUCCCGACAUUGAUGGCAGUCGUGCUUCCGGUUCAACAGCGCCAGGUUCCUCUACAGCGACGCGCAGCGGAAAUACUUUCACUACAUGGAUAUGGCGUAUAAUUCAGGGCAACGUCAAGCGGCCCAAUGAUUCGUCACUGCGGCGCGUAGUGCCGAGUGGGGUGCACGCCCCGCACGUUUUCACAGACAUGCCAGCGACGACGACGGCGCGCACACGCGAUCGGGAGAGUAUUGUGUAGAGUAAGAGGAAGAAUGGAGAAAAAAUCGGGGUUUGUGCAAUAUUGUGCUAGGUGCGGAGGGAACUGAGGGUGUAAAUAGGCGAAAAAAUUGCAUUAAUUUUCUAUGGCAGCGUGCUAAUUUCCUAAUUUACCGUUAGUAGAAAAACAUUUAUUUAACCUGUUUAGGAUUUCUAUACAAACACGGGCGUACAUAAAUUUGCGUUGUAUUUGCAAACUAAAACGAUCAGAAAAUGGGAAUUGUAUGUUAAAAUUUAUUUAACAGUUUUAGUGCUGUACGCGAUUUUGAGCUGCGCUUGGCAUUUGCAGAAGAAAAUUGCAGGAGAAAAUUGAUGCAAUUAGUCUCAGGAAAAUACGAUUUUCGAAAAAUCGCUUUUCGAAGAAAUUUGAAUUGAAAAAUUGUAAUAUAGCUAAACUAAAACAAGAAAUAUUUCUCUUUAUUAUAUUAAAUUCUCCCUCUAAAAGCGCUAAGAAGAAGCGAAGCCUCUGCAUAGGCGAGCCAUUUGUGGAUCUUAUUUGCAAAGCAAUGCUUUCUCACAUUUUUCAAAAUAGUGCACCAACAAAAAAUGCACUUUUUCUUAAUGUGCACAUACAAGUAAGUGCUAGAAAAAAAUUACGAAGACGCCAACCAACAGCGACGCAUUCAGUAGAGUUGCGAUUAUUUACAGACAGAAGGUGUGGAAUAAGCUCAUAUGUACAUACAUAUGUAUAUACUGCUGCUAGAGGUUUCUACCAUAUGAUACAUACAGGUGUAUGUAUGUAUGUAUGUACAUUUGCUGGUAUGUAUCUACACUAUACAUGGAAGUCUUGAAAUUAAAUAUUGAACAUUUUUAAAGUCCUAAGCUGCAGGAUUUGAUCUCAAGCUAGAGUCGUAAACAAUUUUCACUACAUACAUAAAUUAUAUAUUUUUUGUAUAUCUAUUUCUUCUUUUUCAUAACUUCUUUCGCGUAGUCAAUGAAACUCUGAACUCUAAUGCAUUGCAACUAAUGCUCCUUGUCUUUUCUCAUGAAACCCUUGAAUAAUUGGAACUCUACACACACAAAUGCGCGAGUAUAAGUAGUUAAAAAAUACAAAACAAAAAUUAAAAUAAUUAAAAAUACAUAACAUAAAUUUAUCUAGUCAGCAGACACCAGA
Messenger RNA from Anastrepha ludens (Mexican fruit fly), 7640 nucleotides. RefSeq names its product receptor-type guanylate cyclase Gyc76C-like. The coding region runs from base 1602 to 6509 and encodes 1635 amino acids. Gene Ontology annotation, biological process: receptor guanylyl cyclase signaling pathway; cGMP biosynthetic process; protein phosphorylation. Lineage: Eukaryota; Metazoa; Arthropoda; Insecta; Diptera; Tephritidae. The transcript is spliced from 18 exons. The record is from RefSeq and is a predicted model, not a curated record. Gene Ontology annotation, molecular function: peptide receptor activity; ATP binding; protein kinase activity.